CCACCACCACACAACUUACCACCACUCCCACUUUAAAUCACAAUGUCUGGCCGCGGAAAAGGUGGAAAGGGACUGGGAAAGGGCGGAGCUAAGCGCCACCGUAAGAUUCUUCGCGAUAACAUCCAGGGUAUCACAAAGCCCGCUAUUCGUCGUCUCGCUCGUCGUGGAGGUGUGAAGCGUAUUUCGGGUCUUAUCUAUGAGGAGACUCGUGGUGUCCUGAAGAUCUUCCUUGAAAACGUCAUUCGUGAUUCAGUAACAUACACAGAACACGCGAAGCGAAAGACAGUGACAGCACUCGACGUCGUGUACGCACUGAAACGUUCAGGGCGCACGCUAUAUGGUUUCGGUGCAUAAGCUUGUUCACAUUGGAUCCUUGUUGUAUAUCUAUUUGCUGUAUUGUAUUUUAUAAUUCAUCUCCUUUCGUGGUGU
Laccaria bicolor S238N-H82 is the source of this 429-nucleotide messenger RNA. Its product is annotated as histone H4. Gene Ontology annotation, biological process: nucleosome assembly. The record is from RefSeq and is a predicted model, not a curated record. Gene Ontology annotation, molecular function: protein heterodimerization activity; DNA binding; structural constituent of chromatin. The transcript has 4 exons. Bases 43 to 354 code for a protein of 103 amino acids. Gene Ontology annotation, cellular component: nucleosome. Lineage: Eukaryota; Fungi; Basidiomycota; Agaricomycetes; Agaricales; Hydnangiaceae.